CAGCAAUCGGCCACACACCGCCAGUCAUCCACUCGCCUGUCCAGCCCAUCCCCAGACAUCGCUAUGGCCGCCUAUAAACAGGGCUCCUUCCUCUGGGGCGCCUUUCCCUCGUCGCAUGAGUCGUACUCGUCCGACGAGCAGAGGUCGCUCUCGACCUCGCGGUCGUCCAAGAGGACCAUGUCGAGGUCGGGCUUUGGCGGCUCAAUGGAGUGGGGCGCGCCGCAGCCGCGGUCCGUCGCCAAAACUAGGCGGCGGGUGGACAGGCAUCGGCGCGUCCGAUCGCACACAGGAAGCACGUCAUGGAAUGCUGGUGCCUCGCAUGUCCGCUGCCUAGAGACCGUCUCGGAUGAGUCGGCCGGCUCGUCGAGCUCGAGCUCGCACCCGGACUCGACCUCCGACUCGUCGGACUCAUCAGACGUCUCAGGCUCGGCGUCGUCGUACUCGGGCUCGUUUUCGUCCGACUCGGUGACCGCGACCACGGCAACAGCCGCCUCGACCACCGAGCCCGACGGCCCGCAUAACCUGGUUGCAGCCGCGAUGGCGAUGGACAGGUUGGCUCUGACCUCGUCAUCCCGCCGCCGGGAGGCAAAGGCAAAGGCCAAGGACAAAGACAAGGACAAAGACAAAGACAAAUCCAAGUCCAAGUCCAAGGCAAGGUCCAGGCCCAAAAGUGCCAUCGGUGGAGGCCGGGCUUCUCGCCGCGCCCGGUCCGAGUCUGUGCAUCGGCGCGUUGGAUCGCCGUCGCCGCUGGCUCGCGACUCGCGGCGCAGCUCGCGUGGCUCCCACUGCCAGCUCUUCUCGGAUCGGCUUCACCAGCGCAGGCUUACCCCGUUCCGCUGGACGCGGAGCCUCAAGCGGUACCGCAUCGACCGGUCGCAAUCGAUGGGCGAGGGUGGGCAGUCGUUUGUCUUUCGUGGCACCGACAAAGAGACUGGCGAGCCGGUGGUGGUCAAGGUGACCAAAACCGCGGCCGAUGCCCGCGAAGCCGCCAUCCUUCAGCGGGUCCACUCGGGACCCAACGUCAUUUCGCUGCUUGACAUGAUCAAGACCGACGACGAGCACAUCCUCAUCCUCGAGUCGAUCGGCUCGCCAUCACAGGUCGGACGCUCUUUCUCGCGCCUCACAGCAUGCCAGGCCCAAUUCUACUUUUGCAAGCUCCUCAUUGCUCUCGAGUACUGCCACUCGCGGAACAUCAUCCACGGUGACGUCAAGAAUGGCAACGUCAUUUUCAAUGCAAGCACCAAGUCGCUGCGGCUCAUCGACUUUGGCCACGCUAUCCACCAUCGCUUGACUCGCCCCAAGCGGCGCUGGAUGGGGACACCCACGUACAAGGCGCCCGAAGUUCUCCUCCACUACCCGCGCUUCGACUACGCCGUCGACAUGUGGGCUGCAGGCGUCAUGCUCGCCCGUGCCCUCAUCCACAAGCACUUUAUCAUGCCGCUCAAGAGCAAGUCGGCGCCCGACCUCACCCACCCCGCAAAUCUCCGCGCCAUCAUCUCGCUCCUCGGCACCGACGCCUACGCCGCCUUUGUCAAAAAGUACUCGCUCAAGUCGGCAUCCGCGAACCACGGACUCAAGGCCUCGCGCCUCAAAUCAGACGCUACGCUCCCGCGGAGUGCCAUUCCGCUCCGCGACUUUUCGCCCCAUGCCGCCAACGUCGACCCGCGCGCUCUUGACCUCAUCGCCAAGCUCCUCCGCAUCGACCCGGCCGAGCGCCUCACCGCCUCCCAAGCGCUCAACCAUCCGUACAUGUCGUCGGUCAAGUCCGAUGUCGAGGCUCCCUCCGAGCACUACGCCGGAAGCCGCCCCUCUUCGCUCGCUGCUUCUCCCAUCACCGAGGCUGAUGAGCAGAGUUCGCUGCGAAGCGCCGACUCGGCGUCAAGCGGCUCGUCGGGCUCGGACUCGGGCUCAGGCUCGGGCUCGGGCUCGGACUCGGGCUCAGGCUCGAGCGAAAGCUCUUCCACUGAUGGCAGUAGCAGCGGCUCGGGAUCAUCGUCUAUAUAAAGUUUUGCGUGGUGUGGUUCGCGAUAAAUGGAUCAUAUAAUGG
This is a messenger RNA of Thecamonas trahens ATCC 50062, 2047 nucleotides long. Its product is annotated as CMGC/CK2 protein kinase. Gene Ontology annotation, molecular function: ATP binding; protein serine/threonine kinase activity. The coding region runs from base 64 to 2004 and encodes 646 amino acids. The record is from RefSeq and is a predicted model, not a curated record. The transcript has 2 exons. Gene Ontology annotation, cellular component: nucleus; protein kinase CK2 complex; cytosol. Gene Ontology annotation, biological process: protein phosphorylation. Lineage: Eukaryota; Apusomonadida; Apusomonadidae.